Molecule: messenger RNA, 3982 nt
Organism: Protopterus annectens (West African lungfish)
Lineage: Eukaryota; Metazoa; Chordata; Ceratodontiformes; Protopteridae
Product: somatostatin receptor type 1-like
Exons: 1
Coding region: 1543-2652 (369 amino acids)
Biological process (GO): neuropeptide signaling pathway; cellular response to glucocorticoid stimulus
Cellular component (GO): membrane; neuron projection
Molecular function (GO): somatostatin receptor activity; neuropeptide binding
Source: RefSeq, a predicted model, not a curated record
UGUGCUUUUGCAUUAUUGGUCCCAAGCCAAAACAGGUGACUGCGAGCUGUAACUCAAAUAGACUCCACACUAUCAGAGCCUGGACAGCAGUGAAGCAGAAGGAACUCGACAAAAGGCAUCAGCUCAGCAUCACAUGUUGCAGUUUAGCUCAGAAUAAAAAUAAUAGUAAUAUUUAUAGUAAUAAUAUUUCUAUUUCCAUCACAAACUGCUGCUGCCUUUGCCUGGAUGCAGACCUGAAGGAUCCUCUGGGAAAUUAUGAUGCUUCCAAAAAUUAGCAGCACAUACCUUCACACUGCUUUACCGGCACUUGUUUCCAGGAGGGUUUCUGCAUUUCCUUUCUACAAAGAUUGAAGUAGCUGUUCGUUCUUUACAGAAGGCUGAUAACCACCUCCUUUUAUAACUGAGUAUACUGGAGAGGUGGAAGACAUUCUAUAAGGGGAAAAAACGCAUUCUGUGAUAGAAGAAUUAAAGGUAAUAAAUGUUUUCUUUUGCUUCCUGCAGAACAAGGUCUUGCAUGGGAAAUUCAAGAAAUCAUAUUAUAAACGCAAUUAAUUAUCUACACAGUCAACUGAAUGUGAUGCAGUCGCAAUCCUAGUAAAAUGAUCUUGCAGUCAUUUUUGAUGAAUGAUUUACAGGGAUGACAAUUUAGAUGGAUUCAGCUCUAGAGAUAACAGAGCUGCUCUUUCAGAGAUUAUCCCUAUUUGGCAGCAAGAAGGAACUUUUCUGUUUUCAACUGAUUGCCACAUUUAAUUCCAGAUGGGUGAACACAUCUGUGCAAACACUGGUAAACCAUUGAUGAAAGUCUCUGUUGCACCACAACAUAAGUGCCAGAAAAUCUGUUCAUUUAUAAAAUGCCAUUUGGUGAUGGUCUUUUCCCUUUCUCUGAAAAAUAAGUGAUUAUACAAAAGACAACUCCUUUGUUCUUACUGCUUAUUUCAGGAACAUAAUAUGUUACUGCUGAAAGGAAACCUUAAUAAGCUAUUGCUAAAAUGAAACCUUUAUUCCUGUUAUGAAAAGGACUCUCAUUGAAUAAGUGCAAAUGUUUCUGUUUUAUGCAAGAAAUUGUGAAGGAAUCAGACUGACAUUAGUAUUUUAUUCAUAAAUAAUUUACACUGUAAGUGAGAUUUAUUUUCUGUGUUAUAGUCAAAAUAUGAAAAAGAAAUCAAAGGAGAAAAUUAUGUUGUUUUUGAACGUCAAGCUCAGCCAUCUGUUUAUACAUAAACGUUAGAGCUUUGGUCCAUAGCUUGCAUUUUGCCUGUAUUUGUAACUGCAGUAAUUUUAAGACUGCUAUGAUACAUUUGUCAUGGAAAAUAAGAUACAAAACAUUUUGGGAAACUAGGAUAAAAACUUGAUCUGAUAAAUUAAACAUCUAACAGCAAAAAUGGCAUUCAUCAGCAUGGAUUCCUCAGACAUUGUUAACAAAUUCCUAAUUUCCCCUACAGUUACUCAGAUGGAAAUCAAAUUUAAUUUUAAAGGGCUUAAGCACUGAUGGGAUGUUUAUUAUUUGCUUAACUGGAAUAGUAACAGAAAGUUGAAGGAAUUAUGACUUCUUUAAAUGAAUCUACUGAACAGCCUGUGACCGUAAUGACAGGGUAUCCUUUGAAUGUUUCUAUGGAUUAUACUUAUGACACUAAUGAUGCAAGUAAAAUUGUGCUGCCUUCUAUUUAUGCUAUCGUCUGUUGUGUUGGCCUUACAGGCAAUGCUAUGGUCAUCUAUGUCAUUCUGAAGUAUGCAAAAAUGAAAACUGCCACAAAUAUCUACAUCCUGAACUUAGCUAUAGCUGAUGAGCUGUUUAUGCUCAGUGUGCCUUUCCUUGCCACAGCCACAGCUUUGCAGCACUGGCCAUUUGGAUCUUUGAUGUGCAGGUUAGUUCUCAGUGUUGAUGGAAUCAAUAUGUUCACAAGUAUAUUUUGUCUUACUGUUCUGAGUGUGGACAGAUACAUUGCUGUGGUCCAUCCCAUUAAAGCUGCAAGGUACAGAAGACCCACCAUAGCUAAGAUGAUAAAUAUCUGUGUGUGGGUCCUGUCACUUAUAGUGAUUCUCCCCAUUAUAAUAUUUGCAGACACUGUACCUUCAGAUGAUGGAGGUGUUGAUUGUAAUUUUUUGUGGCCAGAGUCAUCUAGCUUUAUGUGGUCUGAAGCUUUUGUAGUUUAUACAUUCUUGCUUGGUUUUUUGAUUCCUGUUGUUGCCAUUUGCCUAUGCUACUGCUUGAUUGUCAGUAAAAUGAGAGCAGUGGCACUUAAAGCAGGCUGGCUACAACGCAGGAAGUCUGAAAAAAAGAUCACACGUAUGGUAAUGCUGGUGGUCACAGUUUUUGUCAUCUGUUGGAUGCCCUUUUACAUUACUCAGCUAGUAAGUGUAUUUCUACAACCCCCUGAUCCCAUUAUCACACAGCUUUUUGUAAUUCUGAGCUAUGCCAACAGUGGAGCCAACCCCAUUCUUUAUGGAUUUGUAUCUGACAAUUUCAGAAGGUCAUUUCAAAGAAUCAUGUGCUUUAAGUGGAUGGACAGUGGCCUGGAGGAACCAGUGGAUUAUUGUGCAGUUGCCUUGAAAAGCAAAGUGUGCCACCCAAAGGAUUACCCACAGGACUGUCUUGGUUCUGAAAUGGUGUACCGUAAUGGAACGUGCACAUCAAGAACAACUACUCUGUGAGGCUGUAUAAAAAAAUCCUAUUUCUCUUUGUUUAGGCAAAAUGCCAGGCAAACAGGUACUCAUAUAAUCAACAUAAAAUGCACAAGCACAUUCUUAUCUAUAUAAGAACCUUAGCAUAUAUAUUUUGGAGAUGUUUGAAAUAAUUUCCUGCCUUCAGAAUGUCAAUGUUUUACUGGUACCUUCUCAGACUACCAGCUCAGUAUAACCUUGCCCUGAUAAAAUGUUAAUUUAUUCUGAAAUAUUUUAUUUUUUUGAAAAGAAUUGGAAAUAUUUGCACUUUGCAUUGAAAGUUUGGAAGACACAAACGCUGUGGUAUAAUUAUAUAAUAUUCAAUUGAACUUUUGUUCUACUAAGACAGUUAAUGGGAAAUCAUAUGCAUAAGAAUUCCAUCAUAUUUUAAAAGGUAAGGAAGGGAAAGAAAUUUGCACAGAACUUUAACAUUGUAAAUGGUACUGUCCAUUUCACAAAUCACUGCCAGAUUAUGAUAACCACUCGUACUUUAUAUGUUCUGUUAAAUGUGUAACUAGUAAAAUGUUAUUAGUGUACACAUACUGAUUUUGAUUAUUUAUUAAACAUUUUAAUCAGCUGACUGUUACUGGAAAGUCAUGUUCUGGCUGCAAUGUGUGUGGGUGCAGAAAUGAUUAGUUAUCAACGUACAGCAAACAAAUGACUGCAGAGCAAUUGCAAGAUGUUACCAUAAAUAAAUAUAAUGAUUUCUGCACAGAACAAGACUUUGAUCUUCUGCCAUCUGUGCAGAAGCAAAUAUAAAAAUAAUCAAAUCUGAGCAAGCACAUGAUAUUUGCAGAACUGUUAUGGUGAGUGUUCUCUGACAGUAGUGAGCUCUAAUAAAGAAAGUAACAAUUUAUAUACAGAAUGGUUAGAAAAUUAAAUAUGGAAAAUAAUCUAUACUUUAAGCAUUUAUUUUGGCCACAGUAAGUAGUAAUGCACCACACUGUGUCAUGACAUAGAGCAGAUUUAUGUGAGACCAAUACCACCAGAACACUAUAAUGAAAGUCAGUAGCAUUAUAAACCUAGAAUACUUUGACAUUUGUUAGGAAUCUGUACAAUAUGUAGUGACCUGCAGGUAGGAGUUCUGAGACAAACAUGUUUUGUGCUUCAGUAGCAUUAUUUGCUGUAUUCUAAAACAAAGGGAUUGAAAGAAUAAAUUUAGAUGAAGAUUAAGAUAUCAGAAUAAUUCUGAAUCAAUAUUUCAGAGGUUUUAUGGGACUUAUGCUAAAAUGAGUAUAAAGAUAUCUGGAUCACUGGAUGUAAACUGCUUCUGUUUAAUAUCACUUAUUAAUAAAUACUAGAAGGUUGUACCCUAAAAUUA